UGACUAUAACCAACGUGCAUACCACAACUACUUCCUCUUCAUAUACACCAUAUCCCUACAACUACACCAACAACAAACACCUCUCAUUUUAGACCAUUUAUCCAUCCUUUUGCUACAAUCACCAAAGCUCUAGCAAUUAAUCAAACACAUUAGGCAUAUAUGGCGGUGUCAAAGCCUCAACCGCCGUCACUACCACCACCGCCGCCGCCACCAGCAGCCGUGGAGGGUAAGCCCCACCCUACGUAUUCCCGGCCACCUAUCUCCCUCCAACCAUCACAUAAUAAAAAGAACCACCCUUCAAAAUCUAUCCGGCUUUUCAGGCGCUUUCAAACAGUUUUCCGGUCAUUUCCAAUAAUAAACAUCCCGUCGUGCAAAAUGCCCGUCUCCCUACACGGUGGCCGGUCCAAUGACGGGCACAUUCAUGGAGGGACACGCAUGACAGGGACCCUUUUCGGGUUUCGUAAGGCUAGGGUGAACCUUGCCAUCCAAGAAAACUCUAGGUGUUUGCCUGUUCUUCUUCUUGAGCUUGCAAUUCCCACAGGGAAGCUUUUACAGGACAUGGGGAUGGGGCUUGUAAGGGUUGCACUUGAAUGUGAGAAGCACCCGAAUGAGAAGACCAAGAUUAUCGAUGAGCCCAUAUGGAGCUUGUAUUGCAAUGGGAGAAAAUCAGGGUAUGCUGUGAAGAGAGAGGCAACGGAUGAUGAUUUGAAUGUGAUGCAAAUGCUACAUGCAGUGUCAAUGGGAGCUGGGGUUCUUCCAAGUGAAGUAACAUCGGAUCAACAAGAGAGUGGUGAUUUGAUGUACAUGAGAGUGCAUUUUGAACGAGUUGUUGGAUCGAAAGACUCUGAGACAUACUAUAUGCUGAAUCCUGAUGGCAAUAAUGGCCCUGAAUUGAGUAUCUUUUUUGUUAGAAUAUAAUAUGACGCCUUUGACUAAUCUGUUGAGAAUCUAUAAUCAACUCAAAAACUUUUGAGACUAAGGCGUAGUCGUUGUUAUCAUUAUAUGAUAUGAAGUUGGUAGGUGCAUGGUUAAGGUGAAUGUGUUUAGCAUGGAAAAGGUGACUUUUUCUCAUGCAAAUGCAAAUGGGUUUGGGAGAUCUAUGACCAUGUGACCAUGGAUAUGCAUGCAAGAAGAUGUUGUUGAUGAGAGCAUUGGAGCCAAGAAGAUGUUGUUGCCUCUCUAAUUGGAAGAAAGGAAAAAGGGUUAAGGGAACUUUUGGUGACUAUGCAUUAAUGGUUUGAAAUUGGCAUGAAGGGAUUGAAAUGUUGUCUCUUUGGAAUUCUGGAUAUGAACAAGAACAAGUUUGUGCAUGUAAUCUAUAUUGUCUAUAUUAGGUUUAUUUCCAUUUGUAUUUCUUGAUAAGA
Quercus lobata is the source of this 1364-nucleotide messenger RNA. Its product is annotated as protein MIZU-KUSSEI 1-like. Gene Ontology annotation, biological process: hydrotropism. Bases 160 to 918 code for a protein of 252 amino acids. The transcript has a single exon. NCBI's taxonomy places the organism in Eukaryota, Viridiplantae, Streptophyta, Magnoliopsida, Fagales, Fagaceae. The record is from RefSeq and is a predicted model, not a curated record.